GGCAGAGAGAGAGAGGGUGACAGGCAGAGAGAGAGAGGGUGACAGGCAGAGAGAGAGAGAGAGAGGGUGACAGGCAGAGAGAGAGAGACAGUGGUAGACAGGCAGAGGGGAAGACUGGGUGACAGAGAGAGAGAGAGACAGUGGGUGACAGAGAAAAAGACAGUGAGAGACAGACAGAAAGAGAGAGAGACAGUGACAGACAGAGGGAUAGAGAGACAGUGGUGAAAGAGAAACAGACAGUGGGUGAAAGAGAGAGUGAGACACAGUGGGUGACAGAGAGAGAGAGAGAGAGAGAGAGAGAGAGAGUGAGUGGGUUAAAUAGAGAGAAAGAGUCAGUUGGUGACAGAGAGAGAGACAGUGGGUUAAAUAGAGAGAAAGAGUCAGUUGAUGACAGAGAGAGAGACAGUGGGUUAAAUAGAGAGAAAGAGUCAGUUGAUGACAGGGAGAGACAGUGGGUGACAGAGAGAGACACACACAGUGGAUGACAGAGAGAGAGAGAGACAGUGACAGAGACAGUGGGUGGCAGAGAAAGACAUUGGGGUAAAUAGAGAGAAAGAGUCAGUUGGUGACAGGGAGAGACAGUGGGUGACAGAGAGAGACACACACACAGUGGAUGACAGAGAGAGAAAGAGACAGUGAGAGACAGUGGGUGGCAGAGAGAGAAAGAGACAGUUGGUGACAAGGAGAGACAGUGGGUGGCAGGGCCAGGGAGAGACAGUGGGUUAAAUAGAGAGAAAGAGUCAGUUGGUGACAGGGAGAGACAGUGGGUGGCAGAGAGACACACACACAGUGGAUGACAGAGAGAGAAAGAGACAGUGAGUGACAGAGAGAGAGAGAGACACACACACAGUGGAUGACAGAGAAAGAGACAGUGAGAGACAGUGGGUGACGGAGAAAGAGAGAGACACACACACAGUGGAUGAGAGCGAGACCCACCAGUAUCUGCCCACACACUUCUCAGGCGCACCGCUCAGCCAGCCCGUGUGUGCCGGAGUCACUCUCAGCCAGGAUAGUAACCCCUGUGCUUGCUGAGCUGAACAGCGCCGGGGACAUUAGAGGGAGCCUCAUGAACAGGGUUAACAAGGUGCUUCGCAGCGUGAGGAGACCCUCUCGGAGGAAGAGGAGGGAGAGCGUCAGGGCAGGAGAGGAGGAGGAAGGAGACCCUGAGAGCCAGGAUGAGACCUGUGAAGAAGGCUUGUGCAGCCUGAGCCUGUGUGUGAGCGACGAUGGACCGUAUUCUAAAGGAAGCAAAGACCCGACGGGGAUCGAUCUGGCACUGGUCUCCAGACGUCAAAGCAUUCCAGAGGAGUUUCGGGGUGUGACCAUUGUGGAACUCAUAAAGAAGGAAGGAAGCACAUUGGGACUGACCAUAUCGGGGGGCACAGACAAGGAUGGGAAGCCCAGGGUGUCAAACCUGAGGCCCGGCGGUCUAGCGGCAAGGAGCGACCAGCUGAAUAUCGGGGAUUAUAUAAAGUCUGUGAAUGGCAUCAACCUGACAAAACUGCGCCACGAAGAGAUCAUCAGCCUGCUGAAGAACGUGGGCGAGAGGGUGGUGCUGGAAGUAGAAUAUGAGCUGCCCCCUGUCACUCCCGACUCCAAUUCUGCCAUCAUCCCAAAGACGCUGGAGAUCUCUUUGUGCAAAGAGGGGAACAGCUUUGGGUUUGUAAUGAGAGGUGGAUCACAGGAGGACUGGCAUAAAUCGAGGCCUUUGGUCAUAACCUACGUGAGGCCAGGGGGACCAGCAGAUAGGGAAGGAACCUUGAAAGUUGGGGACCGGAUCCUGUAUGUGGAUGGCAUCUCUCUUCACAACAUUCCCCUCACCGACGCUCUUAGCAUCCUCCGGCAAUGUAGCCAAGAGGCCGUCUUCCAGAUUGAAUAUGAGGUUGCUCUUAUGGACACUGUGACAAACGCAUCAGGACCUUUGCUGGUGGAAAUUGCCAAACCACCAGGUUCCACGCUAGGAAUAUCUCUGAGCACCGGCACUCAUCGGAACAAGCAAGUGAUAGUCAUCGAUAAAGUGAAGCCUGCCAGUGUAGUGGACAGGUGUGGGGCUCUGCACCCCGGCGACCACAUCCUCUCCAUCGAUGGCACCAGUACAGAACAUUGCUCCGUGAUAGAAGCUACGCAGCUGCUUGCCAGCACCACGGAGAAUGUGAAACUGGAGAUUCUGCCGGCACAUCACAGCAGGCUGUCUCUGAGGCCGCCGGAGACUGUUAAGGUGCAGAAGAGCGAGCACCACCACUGUUGGGACCCCUGUGUCGGCUACUGUCACACGCACCACCCCGGCCACUGUAAGACCCCCACCUGGAACCCAGGUUCAAGCCAAGAGUACUGUAAAUCUUUGGUCGCCACCAACUUCUCUUCCUCAUCAUCUGCGGGAACCCCGGGAUUUAGUAGCAGCCAGAACUCCAACACCCUUCCCCGCUCUGCACAUCAGAUGAGCCCAAGGACCACCCUGACCAGGAGGCGGCAGCGGAAAAAGGACCACAAGAGCUCUUUGUCCCUUGCUUCCAGCACUGUGGGUCCCGGUGGGCAGAUCAUACACACAGAGUGCACAGAGAUCGUCCUGCGUGGAGACCCACUAAACGGCUUCGGGAUUCAGCUGCAGGGGGGGAUAUUCGCUACGGAGACCCUGUCUUCCCCUCCACUAAUCCGUUUCAUUGAGCCAGAUAGCCCUGCUGAGAGGUGUGGGCUGUUGCAGGUCGGAGAUAGACUGCUCUCCAUUAAUGGAAUCCUUACAGAAGACGGAACUCUAGAAGAAGCCAAUCAGCUCUUGCGGGAUGCGGCAUUAUCCAAUAAGGUGGUCCUGGAGAUCGAAUACGAUGUUGCAGAGUCUGUGGUUCCGAGCAGUGGUACGUUCCACGUCAAGCUGCCAAAGAGGAGAGGAGUGGAGCUGGGCAUUACCAUCAGCUCCAGCAGAAAACCAGGCGAGGCUUUAAUUAUAUCCGACAUCAAGAAAGGCAGCGUCGCACACAGAACCGGCACCUUAGAGCCCGGGGACAAACUGUUGGCCAUUGACAACAUCCGUCUUGACAAUUGUUCAAUGGAGGAUGCGGUGCAGAUCUUGCGGCAGUGCGAGGAACUGGUCAAACUGAAGAUCCGAAAAGAUGAGGACAAUUCGGAUGAGCAGGAAACUACGGGUGCUAUUAUAUACACUGUGGAGCUGAAGAGAUACGGCGGCCCAUUGGGGAUUACGAUAUCUGGGACUGAAGAACCUUUUGAUCCCAUCGUCAUCUCAGGGCUCACUAAGAGAGGGCUGGCUGAGAGGACUGGAGCCAUUCAUAUAGGGGACCGGAUCCUGGCCAUAAACAGUGUAAGCCUGAAAGGAAAACCGCUCAGCGAAGCCAUCCACCUGCUGCAGAUGGCAGGAGAGACGGUGACCCUGAAAAUAAAGAAGCAGGCGGAACGGUCACUUUUGCAGAACCUCUCGGACGGGGUGAAUGAAGGGAGUGACCCGGAAGAUGACCUGACCGACUCUCAGAAGACCAGCAAAUUAUCGGAGAUCUACUCUACUACGAUCCCCAGCGUGGACAGCGCUCUGGAGUCCUGGGACGGCUCCGGCAUUGACACGGGAUAUGGAAGCCAGGGUAACUACAUGCCUCAGGCUGUAGGCAUCUCGCUGCAUCCACAUGAAUGGAGAAGCAGCCGGCAGAAGAUGAACACCCCGCCAGCGGAGCACAGGAAGAGUUACCCCUUCCUGGACGGGAGUUUCAGUGAGGAGGAGUGGGACAAGCCAGCCCGAUACCCCAGCCAACCCAAUGGCCUAGAGACUACUGAACACGACGACAGUUUCUGGCGCGUUUUCGGAGAGGCUUUGGAAGACCUGGAGACCUGCGGUCAGUCUGAGCUUCUGCGGGAGAUUGAGGCGUCCAUCAUGACGGGCAGCGUGCAGAGUUUGGGCCUUGACGGCAGCAAACUGCUCCUUGACAACCCCCCCAAUCAAGGUGGCCGCCCACUGCAUCGGAAAGGAGGCUCCCAUUACUCUAAGCACAGCCCCAAGAAAGAGAGAAAGCUCAGUCAGGACGCAAAAAUCCUGAAAGACGAGGGACAAGACGUUUCUUCCACGGCCGCAGAGCUGCUCAAGGUGACUGUUAUGAAGGACCUGGAGACGGAUGAUUAUGGGUUCAGUGUAUCGGAUGGAGUCCUGGAGAAAGGGGUAUACGUGAAUAUGAUCCGCCCGGGGGGUCCUGCACACAGGAGCGGCCUUCAGUCGUACGAUCGGAUCCUGCAGGUGAACCACGUGCGCACACGAGACUUUGACUGUUGCCUGGCCGUGCCUCUUCUCUCCGACGCCGGGGACAGGCUGGACCUAGUGAUCAGUCGAAACCCUCUGCCAGGGGGCGAGCGGGAGACCCUCAAACACACCUUGGAAUCCAAGACAAGCACAAAGACCCUCUGAGGAGCUGAAUCAUUUACCCUCACCCACCACCCCACCCAGUCUGAGUAUUUGACCACUGUAAUGGGACACGCGGGCGCAGUAUUGCCCAGCUGGUGACUUCCUGCACAGAUAAGCUUCACUAUUUAUUUUUUUAAUACCUAUUUUCGGCACUUAUAAAUUAGAAAACACUUUUUCACUUUUACACUUUAGUGUGUUUCCCCACGUGUGUACCCCCCUCCUCCUUCUCAUGGUGCUAUUAUUAUUGGUUUGUGUCUGAUCUGUUCCUGAUCAUAUUGAUUAAUCCACCCCCUAAACUUCACCCUGUCCAAGGGAAAAUUGCUCACGCCGUGGGGUUGAGGCGUUUCCCUCUGUCGUGUUUGUAAAGCUGUUAUUGCGUUAUAUAGUGAACGUUACUGUUGCACAUUUAUUCUCCCAAAUGGCACUGUUUUUGUUUUUUUAUUUACACUAAUGCACUUUGUCUUCUCACUUUUUUUUUUAUAUCCUACACUCCUCACUUUAGUAGUGCACAGAAUGCGCACCGUAUACCAUAGGUCUCCAAACAGCAAAGUGACGCCAAAUGAAUGCCAAUCUCUGGUUCCUGUAGGCAGCCUUUAUCCUUUGCAAAGCAGACACACCCAGAUUCCUAGACGCCCCAACACCUACCUACACACACACGUCCAAUCACAAGUCUCUAUUCCCAUGAUGCAUUGCCACCAAGGCCCACUAGCGUGCUCACUGAUUGCCAAUCUCUGGUUCCCCAUGCAGCCUUUAUCCUUUGCAAAGCAGACACACCCAGAUUCCUAGACUAAUCCCCCCCCACCACACGGCCGACCACAUGUCUCUUCUCCCAUGAUGCACUGCCACACAGGCCCACCAGCGGAGUCACUCUAUUAACGCCUUACUUGGCACUGAUAUCACACUCAAUUCCAAGAACUGUGAGUCCCUACUUUAAUCCCCGUCACUUUUGUCGUUAGUACCCCUGGCUGCCAUUUUGUCUUUUCCCCGUCUGGCGCUCUCGUGCCUGUUGUGAGUGGUUACGUAGCACGCGUCCUCAUAUUUAUUUUUGCUAUUGCAGAUCCUAUUUUUAACACUUGCACUGCCAGGGGUGAGAAGGCAGAAACGCACUCUGAGGGUAGCGUGUUUUAGAAAACAAUAUACCUCCCAUUUGUAUGUGUUCUGCGUCCGCUGACUGACUGAACCAGUGCAACGGAAUAUAGACAUCCGUAGCCAAAGCACUGGUUCAUGCCUGGAAAAUCGACUGGAUGAUAUUUUAAAUAGAAUUUCCCUAAGCCUUGUUAAAAUUCCCCUUAUUUUCAGAUGUUUUAAGUGCAAAUGUCAUGUACCCCAAGGGGCAGCAGCCAUUUUGUGUGCUGAACGAGCCUUCACAGGACGCGGCCUGUCUGUUCGCUAGGAGAAAGGGGCAUUACUGAGGCACUUUGGGCGGCAUUACUGAGGCACUUUGGGCGGCAGUCUAUAGGUUCACUAGGAAAACGUUGCGAAUUCAUAGGAUGCAAUUUCAUGUAUAUAUACAAAGUGCUUCCAUGACACGGAUCCAGCGAACGGAUUGGCUGCAUCCCCGUGAAUAUUUGUCCGGCCCACAAAAUGUCUGCCUCCGCUGUGCGUAGGUGAUAAACUGUUUUUCACCAGGGCAGUGGUUUUUUUUUGUUGCCAUAGUAGCGGAUGUACCUACCGUCCCAACAGAACCAGCACGGUCCGCGUUUUGCCAGGUGCGUGUUCUGUGCCAUAGCGGGUACUGAAGGGUAUUUUUAUAUGCAAUAUUUGUGGGUACGGAGAUCCCUAUUUUGGGUUUUUAAAUGAUGCAUUUAAACUGAAGGCUUUAAAAUUAAUUUCCUUGUACCGUUUUUCCUAUGCAUUCUCAAUGAUCUCGUCCAGUCUACCCGCAUUACGAAACGAGUAUUUUUAUCUGUAAUGAGUUUAAAGCAACUGAACUUGUAAAGUAUUUUUCUACAGAUUUAGGUAUUCUUAUGUACUCCAGAAAGCACAAUACGUUACGGCGACAGGAUCCGGAGAACUUUAUUUUACUCCUGUUUUGGGCACAUUUGUAAAUAUUCUUUUCUGUAUUUAAAAGAAAAAUGUGGAUAACUGGGUUUUUAUUAAUAAAAUAUGGAAUUUUA
This is a messenger RNA of Pseudophryne corroboree (corroboree frog), 6513 nucleotides long. It is a transcript of the gene GRIP2, whose product is annotated as glutamate receptor interacting protein 2. Gene Ontology annotation, molecular function: protein binding. Gene Ontology annotation, biological process: neurotransmitter receptor transport, endosome to postsynaptic membrane. NCBI's taxonomy places the organism in Eukaryota, Metazoa, Chordata, Amphibia, Anura, Myobatrachidae. The coding region runs from base 920 to 4399 and encodes 1159 amino acids. The transcript has 24 exons. The record is from RefSeq and is a predicted model, not a curated record.